CAGAAUCAGUUCAAUCAUCCUACAUAGUAGGGCGUGUGUCAAAGUUAAAAUACUUUAAUGAAGUUGAUGUGAUUGUUAUAAUUAAGGAAAUCCCCAUCGAAGGACCUGGAUUGUAAAGUAUGGCCCAACUAUCCUUGCGUAUUAACAUAGUUGACAGCAAUGUUACUAAAACUAUGGUAUUCGAUCCUUCCACUACAGUUUAUGACGCAUGCAGGAUUAUUAGAGAAAAAAUUACAGAAGCUAAUCUCGGACAAGCUAAAGAUUAUGGGUUGUUUCUUACUGACGAAGAUAAUAAUACGGGAGUAUGGUUAGAAUCUGGGCGCCAACUUGCUUAUUACAUUCUACGUAGCGGAGAUAUGUUGGAAUAUAGGAAGAAAGUGAGAACCUUACGAGUUAAAAUGCUAGAUGGGUCUGUGAAAACUAUGCUCGUUGAUGACUCUCAGAUAGUUGCCAACUUAAUGGUUGUAAUUUGUACUAAAAUUGGCAUUACAAAUCACGACGAAUAUUCAUUAGUUUUGGAAGAAAGAGAACGUGACGAGAAAGAAAAUCUUGAAAAUAGAAAUUACAGUACGCUAACUCUUAAACGAAAAAAAGAAGAAAAAGAACGCGAUGCAAAAAUGGAACAAUUACGAAAAAAACUUAGAACUGAUGAUGAAGUAAAUUGGGUAGAUCCUUCUAAAACACUGCGAGAGCAAGGAAUCGAUGAAAAUGAGACAGUUUUGCUUCGUCGUAAAUUCUUUUAUUCCGAUCAAAAUAUCGAUUCUCGAGAUCCCGUUCAAUUAAAUUUAUUAUACGUACAAGCUAGAGAUGCUAUAAUUGGAGGAACGCAUCCUGUCACCCAGGAAAAGGCUUGUGAAUUUGCAGGAAUUCAAUGUCAAAUACAAUUUGGAGACUAUGUAGAAAAUAAACAUAAACCUGGAUUUUUGGAUUUAAAAGAGUUUUUACCUCAAUCUUAUGUACGUGUAAAAGGAAUAGAGAAGAAAAUUUACAAUGAACAUAAAAAACAUAUUGGAUUGAGUGAACUUGAUGCAAAAGUAUUAUACACAAAAAUUGCUAGAUCUCUGAAAACGUAUGGUGUUACAUUUUUCUUAGUGAAGGAAAAAAUGAAAGGUAAAAACAAACUUGUUCCACGCCUUUUGGGAAUAACUAAAGAUUCUGUAUUACGUCUUGACGAGAAAACAAAAGAAAUUUUAAAGACAUGGCCAUUAACAACCGUAAGAAGGUGGGGUGCUAGUCCUAACACGUUUACUCUAGAUUUUGGAGAUUAUUCCGACCAAUAUUAUUCGGUUCAAACGACAGAAGCUGAACAAAUCCAGCAAAUUAUUGCUGGAUAUAUUGAUAUUAUUUUAAAGAAGAAACAAGCUAAGGACCAUUUUGGUAUAGAAGGAGAUGAGGGAUCAACUAUGGUAGAAGACAGUGUAUCUCCUCAUAAAGCAACGAUACUGCAGCACGAAACCAAUAAAAUAGGAAAGAUAAAUACUGAGUCUGUAGCUAAACCAGCUGUGAUGCGCGCUGGAGCUGACGGUCCCAAACCUUAUGGCACUGGUCAUGUAGGCGGAGCACAAUACACAACUGUAAGUGGACAAAUAAAUCUAGCUCAUACUCCUCCAUCUCUUACUUCGAUUCAACAAACAAGAAUGUCGUCAGUACUUACUGAACCACAAAAUGCUCUAUUGUCAACAAUAACUGCAACACAAGAAAGAAUUAGAGAAUUGUAUACAAACCUAUCGGCGAAAAGUACUAUUCCUGUUCUUGGAACUGAUAUUUCUUCUAAGAAAUGGAAGCAGAUUACUUUGGAUACACGUAAACAAAAUGUCGGUUCCCAAAUUGCUGCCAUGAAUGCAGCCACUGCACAGGUCGUAACACUUACAUCUGCAACAUCAGAGGAGGUUGAUCAUACUGCAGUGGGAGCUGCUAUAACAACAAUUGGAAGUAAUUUACCAGAAAUGACAAAAGACGUUAAGAUGAUUGCUGCUCUUAUGGAUGAUAAAAAUAAUGGAGAAAAGCUUCUUGAUGCUGCAAAGAAACUGUGUAAUGCAUUUAGUGAUCUACUUAAAGCAGCAGAACCGGAGACCAAAGAGCCUAGACAGAACCUUCUGAAUGCAGCGUCCCGCGUGGGAGAGGCAAGUACGCAGGUUUUAACCACAUUGGGUGACGACAGCAUCGAAAAUAAAGAACUCCAGGAUAUGCUUCUUUCGCUCGCUAAAGUAGUUGCGAAUACAACUGCUGCUCUGGUUUUGAAAGCAAAAAAUAUUGCAGCUACUUGUGAGGAUCAACAGACACAAAAUAAAGUUAUUGGAGCUGCAACUCAAUGUGCUCUUGCCACAUCUCAAUUGGUAGCGUGCGCCAAGGUUAUAGCUCCAACUUUACAUUCAUCAGCUUGUCAAGAACAGUUAACGGCAGCCGUGAAAGAAGUAACUAGAGCAGUGGAAAAAUUAGUAAAAACUUGCAGCGAAGCCUGUAGAGAAGAUGAUUUAUUAAAUCAGUUAAAUGCUGCUGCAGCAGAUGUUUCUGCUUCACUAAAUAAUUUAUUGAAGCACAUAGAGGGAGCUUCGAAACCAAAACUUGUGGAAUCAAUGCCAGAAGCAAGUGUUGAAACUAUUUACAUGGCAGCCGAUAAAUUAACUGCAGCAUCUGGAGAUGCAGGAGAAAUGAUAAAACAAGCUAGAGUUCUCGGACAAGCAACUGCAAGACUUAUAGAAAGCAUUAAGGGCGAGGCUGAAAAGCAUUCUGACUCUGACGUCCAAAAACGUUUACUGGCUGCUGCAAAAACAUUAGCCGAUGCAACCGCUCGUAUGGUCGAGGCCGCAAGACAAUGCGCUAGUAGUCCCCACGACGUAAAAUAUCAAAAUAAUCUCAGAAGAAUGGCUGAAGAUUUAAGAGAUGUUACUACUAUAGCUGCAAGUACUCCAGCGUUGAGAUCUAAACUUGUCAAUUGCGUUCAGUUACUUUCACGUCAAGCAGUGUCAAGCGCAACUCAAUGCAUUUCAGCAGCUCAGUUAAGUUAUUCACACAACAGUAAUCCAGUUACUCGAGAGGCUCUUUCUUCUGAUACCCAAGAAGUUGCUGAAAAGAUUCCGGCAUUAGUUGAAGCUAUAAAAGCUGUUAGUAACGAAUCCAAUGAUACAACUCAAAGUGAGAUUAUGUACAUUGCUGAAGUAUUUUUACAUCCUUCGACUCGUUUUGUUCAGACUUCUCAGUCAGUUUUAUCAACUAUAAGUGAAGAAUUAGUUUCUCAGCAGCUGUCACAAACAACACAAAAAUUCAAUAGUGACUUAAAUGAACUAAGAAAUGCCAUAUAUAGAGCAAAACCAGCUUGCCAAGGUCUUUCAUUUGAUGUUGCAACUCAUCAAAUUUCGUGUCUUCUUAAUGAUCUGGAAGAAUAUCGUCAUGCUGUAAAUACAAAUAGUCUUCGCCCUCUUCCAGAAGAUACAUUUGAAAAAUCUGUUCAUCAGUUGGAAUGUAGCAGUAAAGCUAUUAAUCAGAACGUUGCGCAGAUAUUAACGGCUAUUUCUCAAGGAGAAGAAAAUUUCGCUGCUGAAGCACUUCGUGAAACAGUACAUGACCUUAAACUUUAUGUGGCUUCAAUUCGCGGAGUGGCAGCUACUAUCGAAAAUUCCGUUAUUCGAAAAGAGAUUAUUGAGUCUGCCAAAAAUGUAAUUCAACAUUCGUACAAUCUCGUAAAAGAAGCGAAAUUAAAUUUACAGCCCCAAGAGAUAUCGCCUGAACUUGCAACAUUAAGCAAAAGAGUUUCAGACGCAAUAACUUCCACCAUUAGUUUGUUGCCUGGUCAGAGAGAUAUAGACAAUACAAUAUCUGAUAUUAAAAGAUGGGAAGAGACUAUUGGCUCCAAACAUUUUCCCUUCCCAGAUAAAAGUUAUGGGGAUCUACAAGAAGAUCUUAACAAAGCAGCCGUGCUUUUAAAUGAAACAAGCACUCAAAUUGUUAAUUCUGUUAGAAAUCCAACACAAUUAGCUUCAUCUUCUAGACAGUUUGGCAGUGCAUUUUCCGAUUUGUUAGAUACUGCAAUGAAAUUAAUUGGACAAACCAAAGACGUGGAUACGCAACAUUUAAUGAUCGAUUCAUUCAAAAAUGUAUCAAAUGUUUCUAAUAAGCUCUUAACAGCAGCCAAGCUUGUUUCUUCAGAUCCUGAUUUACCUAAUGGAAAAAAUUUGCUCUCUGCUUCUGCGAGAGCUGUUACUAGUGCUAUAAAUCGUUUGAUUGAUAGCUGUACAUCUGCUGCACCUGGUCAAACAGAAUGUGACAAUGCUGUAAGAAAUAUUGAAGCUAUGAAACCUUUACUUGAUAAUCCAAGUGAACCCAUUAAUGAUUACAGUUUCUAUGAGUGUUUGGAUGUUAUUAUGGAGAAAAGUAAAAUGCUAGGGGAAGGAAUGACUGGAAUUACAAACGGUGCCAAGCAAUCUAACCAAGAAAAAUUCAUAGAGAACAUUUGCAAUGUUAGUUCAGCUGUAUGUGGUGUCAUCGAUGCCGCAGCGCAAGCUGCUUACCUGGUUGGUGUAUCUGAUCCUAGCAGUGCUGUCGGACGUCCAGGUUUGGUUGAUCAGGCGCAUUUUGCUCGAGCGGCACAAUCUAUUCGCGAAGGUUGUUCUUCACUUACAUCUAUGACAAGUUCUCAACAACAAGUUCUAGCAGCUGCUACUGUUAUUGCAAAGCAUACCAGUGCUUUAUGUAACGCAUGUAGAAUGGCUAGCUCAAAGACAACAAACCCUGUUGCCAAACGUCAGUUUGUGCAAAGUGCAAAAGAUGUAGCUAAUUCAACCGCUCAUCUAGUUAAAGAAAUCAAAGCUCUUGAUUUAAAUUACUCGGCGGAAAAUAGGAAUAGGUGCAAUGAAGCAACUAAACCUCUUCUUGAUGCUGUUGAUAUGCUCUGCUUAUUUUCGAGUUCAAGUGAAUUUGCAAGCAUACCUGCAAAAAUAUCUUCUCAAGCACGAGCAUCUCAAGAACCUAUAGUAAAUGCUGGUCAGAGACUCAUAGAAAGUUCUUGUGAUGUUAUUAAUUCUGCAAGAAGUUUAAUCAUACGCCCUCAAGACCCUCCAACAUGGCAACAGUUUGCAACAUUCUCAAAAAGUGUAUCAAAUUCAAUUAAGGAUCUUGUAUCCAAUUUGAGGGAUAAAGCUCCCGGACAAACAGAGUGCGAUUCGGCAAUCACUGCAUUGACUAAUUAUCUUCGAAUGUUAGACUCGGCAAAUAUGGAUAUUAUGUCCCAGUCUCCAAUUCCGAAACCUGGAUCAACAUUUCGUAAUUUUAAUCAGCAAAUAUGUCGCGCUGUUGCUGAAUUGCAGGAUACCAUAGAAAAUCUUCGCCAUAUUGCUAAAUUUGAAGCAGAAGGUAUUGGGCACGCACUGAAUAAUAUGUUGCGGUAUUUUGACCCUCUAGUUCAAGGAACAGUUGGUGCUCUUUCUCACAUUAAAAGUUCGAAACAACAAGAAUUACUAAUAGAUCAAGUUAAAUCCGUCAUAGAAGCUGCUAUUCAGUUUGUUUAUGCAACUAAAGAUUCUGGAGGAAAUCCGAAGGCAGUCAAUGUCCAUCCUGAUAUAGAUGAGUACGCUGUUUCCUUAAGUGACGCACUACAAGAACUUUCGAGUAACCUUCAACAUAUGUCAACUCAGAGCGGGAUUUUUACCGGUAUUAUUGACAAUCUUACACGAGCCGUUACUCGAUUGUCAGAUCAAAGGGCGUCAUUAAUAAUGGGCAGUGAAGAUUCUUACGUUAAUUAUCAAACACGAAUGGUGGAGAACGCAAAACGUGUUGCGAAAAUUUCUGGCGAAAUGGCAACGAAAGCAGCAAUGGAUCCACAAUAUUUACCAUCUUUAGCUGCAGAAUUAUCUCAGAAGUACACACAGCUAGCUAACGAUAGUAUCGGUGCAGCAGUGACGUCAACAAAUGGAGAAGUUUCAACGAAGCUUAAAGAAGUUGUUCAAGUUGUUGGAGCCGCAUGUAUUGAUCUUGUUCAGAGUGCUGAGCGAUAUCAAACUGGAAACGACAUUACCACUUUAAAGGAAUUGGGAGAAUAUUCGCGAAUAAUUUCAGAGAAGGUAUCGAGAGUAUUAGCUUUACUUCAAUCAGGCUCAAGAGGUACCCAAGCUUGUAUAAAUGCGGCGUCAACGGUAUCUGGCAUAAUUGGAGAUCUUGAUACAACUAUAAUGUUUGCUACUGCUGGAAACCUUAAUCCAGAUAAUGAAAAUGAAUUAUUUGCUAAUCAUCGUGAAAAUAUCCUUAAAACUGCAAAAGCACUUGUAGAAGACACUAAAACGCUCGUUGCUGGUGCGGCAUCUUCGCAGGAACAACUCGCUAUUGCAGCACAAAAUGCAGUUUCUACCAUAGUACAAUUAGCUGAAGUUGUAAAGUUUGGUGCCGCUAGUCUUGGUUCAGAUAAUACAGAAUCUCAAAUAAUGCUGAUUAAUGCUGUCAAAGAUGUUGCUAGUGCUUUAGGUGACUUAAUUCAUGCAACUAAAGGUGCAAGUGGAAAACCUAUUUCUGAUCCCACUAUGGCUCAUCUAAAGGACAGUGCAAAGGUUAUGGUGACAAAUGUUACUUCACUACUUAAAACGGUGAAGGCUGUAGAAGAUGAGCAUACAAGAGGCACCCGCGCAUUGGAGUCAACGAUUGAAGCCAUUGGUCAGGAAAUGAGAGCUCUUAAUUCAAGCAAUGGCGCAAAAUCAGGAGUAACACGGGAAGAUUUGAUUCGUUGCACAAAAGCUAUUACAAAAGCAACUUCAAAGUCGGUAGCCGCUGGGAUAAGUAACAAACAAGAUGAUAUAAUAUGUGCUGCUAAUAUGACACGGAAAGCUAUUUCUGACAUGCUUGUCAUAUGCAAGAGUACUGCAUAUAAUUUAGCAGAAAAUAAAGAGUUACGAAAUCGAAUAUUACAAGCAGGACUAGAUUGUGCUCAUCAAUCAAGGGAACUUUUGUCUAUAAUAUUGCAAGGAAAUGAUGCAAAACAUGCAUUACCGCAACAAUCACGACUUAUAGCACAAUCUGUAACAGAACUUGUCACUGUUGCUGAACUAUUAAAAGGAUCGGAUUGGACAGAACCCGAUGAUUUCACAAUAAUUGCCGAAAAUGAGUUGCUUGGUGCAGCUGCAUCUAUAGAUGCUGCAGCCAAAAAAUUAGCAGGACUUCAACCAAGAAAACAAAUUACUAAGGAUAACGAUGUCGAUGCACAUAUCAAUUUUGACGAAAUGAUCUUGGAAGCUGCAAAGACUAUUGCUGCUGCUACCUCUGCACUGGUCAAAGCUGCUAGUGCAGCACAACGGGAGCUAAUAGACAGUGGAAAAGUUUCCAAAACUCCCGUUUCUUCUUCUGAUGAUGGACAAUGGUCGGAAGGUCUUAUAUCUGCCGCAAGAUUGGUUGCUGCUGCUACUCAUAGUUUGGUUGAAAGUGCAAAUGCCUUGGUGCAAGGGCUGGCUAGUGAGGAAAAGUUGAUUUCAUCGGCAAAACAAGUGGCAAGUUCCACUGCUCACCUACUAGUUGCUUGCAAAGUAAAAGCAGAAGGAGAUACAGAAGCAACUCGUAGAUUACAACAAGCUGGAAAUGCUGUAAUACGUUCAACAGAUAAUUUGGUAAGAGCUGCACAAAAAGCAAUCAGUGUCGAGGAGGAACGAUCGUUAAUUUUGAAUAAGCGUAUGGUUGGUGGUAUUGCUCAAGAAAUAAAUGCAAGGUACGUAUUACGACGGCAUUCAUUUGUAUUAGCUAAAUUUUUGUUUGGUAACUAAAAGUUUUGACAUGAAAUUAGUAAAAUUUCAAAAUAUUUUAAAAACGACCAAUGUAUCUGUUAUCAGUUUAUAUUUGAUCGGAAGAAAGAAAAAAACUACUUCGUCUUUGUGUACAGGCAAUCUUCGAAACGGCUGAACCGAUUUCGAUGAAAAUUUACAUACCUUCAUCUACAUGAAUAAGAGAUUGAAGGUUACUUUUUAAAUCGUUCAUUAAUUAUAAUUAUUGUGUUUAUCACAAACGAUGUCGCGAAUCAGGGUUAGUCCUACA
Messenger RNA from Agrilus planipennis (emerald ash borer), 8004 nucleotides. RefSeq names its product talin-2 (gene rhea). Gene Ontology annotation, molecular function: actin filament binding; structural constituent of cytoskeleton; integrin binding. Gene Ontology annotation, biological process: cell-cell adhesion. The record is from RefSeq and is a predicted model, not a curated record. NCBI's taxonomy places the organism in Eukaryota, Metazoa, Arthropoda, Insecta, Coleoptera, Buprestidae. Gene Ontology annotation, cellular component: ruffle; cytoskeleton; plasma membrane. The transcript has 33 exons. The coding region runs from base 120 to 7736 and encodes 2538 amino acids.